AUGCGUUACUCUCUCAUCAACGGCCUUCUUCUGUUGGCUGUUUCGCCAAUGACUUCUUUGGCUUUGCCAGUCGACCCCAAUGAUCAGUCUGGUGUCUGGGACCCUAGUGGCCAGUACCGCAAGGGCCACUAUGAGAACGGCCAGUUCGUUCCCAACGCUGGCUCAAACUACGACAAUGGCCAAUACAACAAUGGCCAGUAUAACAAUGGUCAAUACAACAACGGCCAGUACAACAAUGGCCAGUACAACGACCAAGACCAGACUGGCGAAUACAACAACGGCGGAUACGAUAAUGAUGAGUACACCAAUGGCCAGAACAACUACCAGCGCCGUGGCCGGAUCGGCCGCCCCUUUGGCAAUGACCGCCCCCGCGUCGGUGUCCCUGGAGUUGGUGUCCCUGGUGUCGGUCUUCCUGGUAUUAGCCUCAAGGCCCGCAACUGGCCUUAUGAUAACAACAACAACCAAAAUGGCUGGACUGAUGCCAACGGUCAGUGGCACUCAAACAACAACCAAAAUGGUUGGACCGAUGCCAACGGCCAGUGGCACUCCAACAACAACCAGAAUGGUUGGACUGAUGCAAAUGGCCAAUGGCACGCAACUGCCAAGCGUGGUGUCUCUAUGCCCGGCGCUGCCAGCGUUCCCAACAUUGGAGCUGCUAACCUUGGCGCUGGUAUUCCUGGUGUUCCUGGUGUCCCCAGCAUGCCCGGCGUCCCCGCCGCUGGAGCUGGUGCCACAAACCUCGGCGCUAUGAACGGUGCUAGCGGUGCCAAUGGUGCCACUGGAGCUACGAACCUCGGUGCACUGACUGGUGCUAACGGUGCUAACGGGGCUACUGGUACGAACGGCGCUACUGGUACCAACGGUGCUAGCUACCCUGCCCAAUCUGGUGUUUCUGGUCUUCACGCCCGCUGGAACCGCCCAGAGAACUCUGACAACUACGACAACGACAACUAUGACAACGAGAACAAUGGCUACUACGGCGAUAACAGCCGCGAGAGUGAGCGCGAGCAGGACCGUGAAGAGGAUCGCCAGGACGCUGCCGCCAUCACAGCCGGUGUUCUCUCCAACCUGAAGGCCCGCCACUACCCCAAUGGCGACUACGAUGAUGACUACUACAACAACUAUGACGGUGAGAGCCAGCGCGAGCGCGAGCAGCACCGCGAGGAAGACCGUGAAGAUGCCGCCGAUGCUGCCGAUGCCGCGACAUCCGUCCUGACCGGUCUUAAGGCCCGCCACUUCCCUGGCAACGAGUACCACGACAGCGAGCGCCUGAACCACGCUGCCGCUGAGGCUCUGACCCACACUCCCACCAUCAGCGUCAAGCGCUGGUGGCCCUUCAGCAGCUGGAACCGCAACAACGACAACAACAACAACGAUGACUACGAGUACAACGACAAGUGCAAGAACGGUGACUACAACGAUGAGUCUGGAUGGGACUGCCAAUCCGACUGGAAUGCGAACCGCUACUCUACUCCCACUCCUCGUGUCUGGGCCCGCGGUCAGGAGACUAAGGCCAACUCCCCUUACCCCCAGGCUACCGGUGUUUCUGGUAUGAUGAACGGUGCCCAGAAGGGUGCUGAGGGUGACUACCGCCACGACCACCACAACCAGGAGAACAAAUACCUCAAGGCUACUGGCACCAUGGCUCAGUAA
Molecule: messenger RNA, 1653 nt
Organism: Penicillium pulvis
Lineage: Eukaryota; Fungi; Ascomycota; Eurotiomycetes; Eurotiales; Aspergillaceae
Exons: 1
Coding region: 1-1653 (550 amino acids)
Source: RefSeq, a predicted model, not a curated record